This is a messenger RNA of Cladocopium goreaui, 955 nucleotides long. NCBI's taxonomy places the organism in Eukaryota, Dinophyceae, Suessiales, Symbiodiniaceae. The record is from the annotation of a GenBank genome assembly.
CAAGCCUCAGUCCCAAGUUGAUACCCUAUCGGUAAACGCAGACUCACCCGGCGAGAAUGAUGCUGUGGGUGCUGCUGUCGCUGCAGCCUUUCGUUUCUUUGUGCGAGGGAUGUGUGUCCGAAACCUGUGGUUUGCCACCGCAACCUGAAGCUUCGGAUGCAUUUGCUUCGAUUCAAGUCAUGGGGAAGCAGACAACCAAAAAUGAACUCGACGACAAGGUUGUAGUGGAACACAUCUACAAGCUCAAUGAGGACGGCACCGUCACAAUCAUCUUCAAGUAUGAGGAUGGUACGGAGGAAGUGUUCGAUGUUCUGGAUCCAAAUUCUCCAGGGCUUUUGCAGGAACAAAGCACCCAAGAAGGCUUCCCGUGGAAGAAGAUAUGGAAGAUCAAGAAAAUCAAGGAAGCGCUAGAACGCCGACGCCAGGAUCCCUCCUCCUCAUGCACAAGUGGGGAUUUUUCUUUUUCGUUCCCGAACACCCCUAUUCCUAUAGGCCCAGGAGGAACUGAUCUCCUCUUGGGAGACGUUGGAGGCCUAGUCACUGGUUGCAUCAGUGGGCUAUCGUGCAACAACGAAUCGAAAGCAACCUCGGUUCGAGUCCUCACGAAUGAAGCUGGCUUUGGCCUUGGGGAAUAUGUUUCUGAUGACCAGUUCGUGUUGCAGAUUUUCAAUGUGAGUGCUGAGUGUGAGAUUGUGGCUUUUACCACGUUCUUGUCCUUCCCCCAACCCCCCAAAAGCAACAACCUCUUGCAACUUUUAUUGGACUUCUUGGGUCCCACUCCAUGUGCUGGGCUGUUCACUUUAGGAUCUAAUGGAUCUGUAGGAGUGGGAGGUUGCAGUGAUCAAGUGAAAUUCCAGUAUAUUCCUUGAGAUUUCUUGAGGAAACUGCAGCACUAAUUUCAAAUUCUUUCAAAUUUGAGAGGCCUACUAGAAAGCAACACAGCUUUGAAGCGCAG